Molecule: messenger RNA, 1473 nt
Organism: Westerdykella ornata
Lineage: Eukaryota; Fungi; Ascomycota; Dothideomycetes; Pleosporales; Sporormiaceae
Exons: 4
Coding region: 19-1473 (484 amino acids)
Source: RefSeq, a predicted model, not a curated record
CAAAGCUACGUUUUAUCCAUGGGCAACUGCGAGAGCUCCACCAAUUGUUAUGAGUGUUAUGGGGAAGCGGACGGGUGUGUCAAAGAGAUUGAGGUAGACUCCGACGUUGCGGGAACAGGUGUAAUCGUCGCCUUUCUUAUAGGCGCUUCUCUAGCAUGCUCGGCUGUUCUGAUUGGCUAUUUCAUGGACUCCCUACCAGAGACUCUGCUGGCCGACCUGGAUGGGGAAUACAUCGCAUUCUUCCAACGAAGUCCAGUCGCCAAACGCAUCCUCCCGUGGAUAGGCCGUCGAUGGCUCAGAAUCAAGUCGAUCAUCUACCGCGCCUUUGGCAGAAAACUCCCCGAGCAGCGAACGCCCAUUCCUAGGGACCAGCGUGUCGCGGGUGUGAGCCGAUUUCUCCUAGCCUUCAGCGACCAACAGAUGGUUAGCGGCCUGGCCAUCAUGACUGCCGCCCUUGCAAAUCGUUGUAAACUUACAUUCUACAAGCUCGAGAUCGUACUCUGUCUCGCGUGGUUCGCUGCAAUGACCCAUCUCGCCACUCUUAGAGCGUUACGCCAAAACUUCUACGAUAACCCUGUAGUGCGCAACUGGAGAUUACUUGGUAUCGCAACGUUUAUUGUCCUUCUGUGUUUUCUGCAGGUCAUUUAUAUCCUCGCCGACGCCUACCCGAUCACGCCAAUUCAAUGCAUUAUGAACGGUACGAUGCGCAGGACUAGCUACGACCCGACCGAAAUUCUCUCCGCCGUAUUCUACAUAUUCAUCUGGUUACUCCCUAGCUAUGUCGUGUGUACACAGGCCUUGUUUAGCGACCCACGGAAGAUAUAUAGGCGCCAUAGCUUUUACACCUUUCCCGUGCUACGCUGGUCUCUGCCCAAGUCUUUGCCCAGAGAGGAGCGUACCGAGUUGGCACAGAACGCUAUCAUCCAGCAACAGGCGCUCCUGAGUCUAGGGAUAUUCAAAACCAUCGCACGCCAGCCCAGAACUUUGCGGAUUUACAAGCUUUCCUUCGCAGAAUUCCUCUGCGAUGUUGCCUUUGGUAUGGCGUACGGGCUGCUCAACGCGGUGAACCUGGUUUGGAGGGACAGUCCCACUGUCAAGAAAGGGGUGCGACGGAUGGGAUUCGGCCAGGUUGUGGCACUCAUGAUGAUCGCCAUUCCGCUUCUCAGCGCUACCGAGAUUUACAACGAUACAAAGCAUCCUACUGCCGUGGACCGUUAUCACCGACGGCCUGCACCACCUGCAACUGAGGAGUCGAAUGCGCAGGCUCAACUUGAAUCCACAGAGAAGCAGACGACAUCUCCGCCUUUCCCGAUCACUGCCUUACCAAGGAGAGAGUCACGUUCAUGUCACUCUCUCUCCUACCUCCCCAUCUCUCGCCAGACUUUGGCAACCACGACUGUAUGCCCCGAAGGCGCCCGCGCAAAGGAAUUCUACGCACGCGCUGGCUCUUCGCACUCAAGGCACUCUCCAUGA